AUGAAAGCUCUCCUUCUUCUUGCAAUCAGCUAUGUAGUCUAGUGUUGGUGGGAUGUUGGCCACAUGAUGACUGCACAGAUAGCAAAGAAUUACCUAAAAGACAAUCGUCCAGACACCUUGGCUUGGGCUGAUUCGUUGGUCUAAGAUUUGAACUCACUCACUGAUGGGAAGUCUAACACAUUUGCAGAGGCUGCUGUGUGGAUGGACGACAUCAAGGAAACAGGAACUUCAUUUAUGAACGAUUGGCAUUAUACAGACAGACCCAUAAAUCCAGAUGGCUUACUGAUUAAGAUAGAAGAUUAAAACAGAAACAUAAAUUCUAUUUAUGCAAUUAACCAAGCAGUUUCAGUGCUCACUAACUCAAAAACUGCUAGGAAUAGACAUACGGUGUUCAAAGCCUAGAUGUUAAGGGUGCUUCUCCAUGUCAUCGGAGACUUGCAUCAACCAUUACAUGAUACUACAUUUUGGAAUUCAAGUUAUCCAAAUGGUGAUUAAGGUGGAAAUUUCAUGAAAGUGCAGUUGGAGAAUGGAACCUUAGUGAAUUUGCAUUCAUUUUGGGAUGCAGGAGCAUUUGCUUUCAGUCCCAAUAACUCUUUUCUGGUUAGACCUCUGAGUUAAAGUGAUCAGGAAUAUUUAAAUAAGUGGUCUUUAGACGUAAUUAAAAAGUAUCAGUUUACGAAAUAUAUUAAUUUGGACAUGACCAAUCCAUCAGUUUGGACAUAUGUUGGAUAUAGAUAAGCUAUUCAGUUUGUAUACCCAAUGAUUGCUGGAUCAAAUAACUACAACAAGGACUAUGUCAAAUAAGCAUAAGAGUUCUGCGAAGAGAAUUUAGCAAUAGGAGGAUAUCGUUUGGCUUAGAAAUUAAUCGACAUCUAUGACCAAAUACUUUCAAACGAAGCCAAAUUAUCCUUGGUGGAUUGAUUUUUUUGUGAUUUUUUGUAUUUACCUCAUUCUCUUCUGU
This is a messenger RNA of Paramecium tetraurelia, 961 nucleotides long. RefSeq lists its product as uncharacterized. Gene Ontology annotation, molecular function: endonuclease activity; nucleic acid binding. The transcript has 3 exons. The record is from RefSeq and is a predicted model, not a curated record. Gene Ontology annotation, biological process: DNA catabolic process. NCBI's taxonomy places the organism in Eukaryota, Ciliophora, Oligohymenophorea, Peniculida, Parameciidae.